Messenger RNA from Acanthoscelides obtectus, 1536 nucleotides. Lineage: Eukaryota; Metazoa; Arthropoda; Insecta; Coleoptera; Chrysomelidae. The record is from the annotation of a GenBank genome assembly.
AAGCUAAUUUCACCGGACUAUACACACACCCAUCUCAUUCAUGAAGCUCAAAUUGAACCGAAAAAUCAGUCUGCAACAUGUAUACCGCGCUGCUAAUAUUAGUCGUGACGUGUGGUGUUAGUUUUCUUUCUGCUCAAAACUGUUCCGUGCCUUCCCUUACUGGAACGCUCUACCAGAAGGUCGACAGCGAACCACAGAACCUCACCAUAGAAGGUUCUAUCCAGCUGGAAGAUGACUCAUUCUACCUGCUGAUAGCCAAUCAAAGCUUGCCGCAUCUUUGUCGCAAUUCGGUCAACAUUCAAUACGAACUCUACGUGCUGCAGAUCAGAAACGUGGGUCUAGCUGAUAUCCAGCCUCGUGCGUUUAACAUCACACCUACCUUAGGCCUGCUCAAAAUCAGCUACAAUCCUUUGACUUCGCUGAAGAAAGGGGUGUUUCAAGGUCUCAGAGUCAAAGAAAUAGACUGUUCUAACAACUUCAUAUCUUCGAUAGAUGAAGAAGCAUUCGAUGGUAUACCAACGUUAGAAGUGUUAAGAUUGAGCUACAACGCUAUCAAGCAAGUCAGUCCAGAGUGGUUUAAAAACAGUCCGAAUGUGUAUAAGUUGAGUAUAAUCUUCAAUGAGUUGACCAGCCUGCCUGCGCGAGCUUUUCAAAACAUGGCCAAGGACAGACCUGUCAAGUUGAGACUGUCAGCCAAUAGGAUUCAGGAUAUAGAUGACGACGCGUUUUUCAGUAUGGGUAACAUAGAGAUACUGCGUCUCAACGGCAACAAACUGGCGACGCUCCCCGAAAACCUCUUCGUGAACAGAACUAUCCGACAUCUGGAGAUCAACACCAACAAACUCCUGUGCUUUCCAGACACACUGUUCCACAGCGGCGUCGCCAGUCUCGCGUUCCUGGAUAAUCCCACGUUCAAGUGCCCUUGCCUGGAGAAAGUCCGCCAUUUUGUUGAAACACAGAACAUCUACAUUUGGUAUCCGGCAAUCAUUUGCGAAGAUCGUGCCAGGGAGGUCAACAUUGUGUUCAAUCAUAAUAAGACGUACGAGUUGCCGCUCAUUUUGCCCUCCACAGAAGCCACUUUGGGAUAGUAGCGUACGCUCUUUCGGACUAGUUUGUGAGAAAUUAUUAUCGAUUAAAGGACUGGUCUAGUCAAUAAAAUGAUUAGAGAAGGGCUAAGGUACUGAUUACGAGCGUACCUGUAAGUUUUGGUAGUGACUGCUCAAAUUGUACAUAAUGAAGAAGUUUCAAAUUUAAUAAAAAAUAGUGUAAGUAAAGUGAAGCACAACACUGAUUUUUUGGAUAUCUUAAAAACUGGCAGAGUAAGAUAUUUUUUCUUUGUUACAAAAGAAUGUACUCGUAGUAUUUCAGGCUAAUAUUUAAUAAAAAUAUCGUAUGUUAUCAGAAAUACAUUUUAGUUUUCAAAUACGUUUCCGCUAAUAUAAUAAUAAUUAACGUCUUUUAUUUGUAAUAUUCUUACAGGAGGCGAGAUUUAGAUUAUACAGGGUGUCCCAGAAGUCGACGUGAAGCCGAAACCGG